AUGGAGGAGAAGGACGAUGCUGCUAAGGAUGCAUUCUACGCGAGACUCGAGGACACAUACGACCGCUGCCCAAACCACGACGUGAAGAUCAUCCUCGGGGACUUCAACGCAAAGGUUGGGCGCGAACGCAUCUUUGACCGCACCGUCGCUCAAUUCAGCCUCCACGAGACCACCUCGAACAACGGUUUCAGGCUGAUUGACUUCGCCGCGGCGCGAAACAUGGUAGUGAGUAGCACCAGAUUUCGGCACCUCGACAUCCACAAGGCCACAUGGCUGUCCCCUGAUCAGAAAACGCGCAACCAGAUUGAUCAUGUUGUGAUAGACGGAAGGCAUGCCUCAAGCGUGAUGAACGUGCGUACGUUCCGUGGAGUCAACAUAGACUCGGACCACUAUCUUGUCGCAGCCAAGAUACCCAUUCGGCUAUGCCGAGCGAAAAACGUACGCCCCAUCACGCAACGAAAGCUUGACGUCACUAGGCUGCGAUCACAACGGACAGCAACAGCCUACUCCACUCACCUCUCGGAACUGCUCCACCAACCAACCCCUCUUCCUGUUGACGCCGGCGGACUCUGGGCGCACAUAUCCCACUCCAUGCGAGCUGCCGCUGAAACAGCCAUUGGGUUCAGGCGCCCACCCACACGGAACCAAGGAGUGUCGCGUCGCAGCUGCGGCAAAAACGCCGCCUACAGAAGAACGCUGCAGUCUGGCGCAACGCGAGCUACGUGUGAACGUUACAGGGAGAAAAGGAAGGAAGAGAGGCGGCUUUUUAGACGGAAAAAACGGGAGAAAGAAAAGCGAGAGUGCGAGGAACUCGAGGUGUUGCAGGACAGAAAUGAUGCUCGAAAAUUUUACCAACAAGUCAACCGUCUGACACAUGGUUUCAACACCGGAGCAUCUAACUGUCGAGAUGAAAACGGAAAUCUGGUUACAGAUACGCAGUGCACGCUGAGGUUAUGGAGGGCGCAUUUCUCCAAGCUGCUAGCAGGCGAUGACGGCACCAAUCCCGCCAUUGGAGGAAGCAACCCGAUACCACCAAUCGACGACAAUGUGGAUAUACCACUACCUAGCCAUGACGAGGUCCGAGUUGCUAUUAUGCGACUCAAAAACAACAAAGCAGCCGGUGCUGAUGGACUGCCUGCAGAGUUGUUUAAGGCCGGCGGCGAAGAGCUGAUAAGGUGCGGGCAUCAGCUCUUCUGCAGAAUAUGGCUAGAAGAAAGCAUGCCCAACCAUUGGAAUCUCAGCGUCCUUUGUCCUGUGCUGAAGAAAGGCGACCCGACGAUAUGCACCAACUACCGGGGAAUUAGCCUGAUUGCCAUCUCAUAUAAGGUCCUAUCGAGCGUAAUAUGUGAACGACUGAAGCCGUAUACCAGCACACUGAUCGGAUUAUCAGUGCGGCUUCAGACCUGGCAAAUCCACCAUAGACCAGAUCUUCACAUUGCGCCAAAUCCUGGAAAACCCACGAAAAUGGAAUUGACACACACCAUCUCUUUGUCGAUUACAAAGCUGCAUUCGAUAGUCCGACACGAGAACGCCUAUAUGCCACCAUGUCUGAGUUCGGUAUUCCUGCAAAGCUGA
This is a messenger RNA of Drosophila nasuta, 1575 nucleotides long. RefSeq lists its product as uncharacterized. The transcript has a single exon. NCBI's taxonomy places the organism in Eukaryota, Metazoa, Arthropoda, Insecta, Diptera, Drosophilidae. The coding region runs from base 1 to 1575 and encodes 524 amino acids. The record is from RefSeq and is a predicted model, not a curated record.